This is a messenger RNA of Trachemys scripta elegans, 1890 nucleotides long. It is a transcript of the gene CCR6, whose product is annotated as C-C motif chemokine receptor 6. NCBI's taxonomy places the organism in Eukaryota, Metazoa, Chordata, Testudines, Emydidae. Gene Ontology annotation, cellular component: membrane. Gene Ontology annotation, biological process: positive regulation of dendritic cell chemotaxis; G protein-coupled receptor signaling pathway; chemotaxis. Gene Ontology annotation, molecular function: chemokine receptor activity. The record is from RefSeq and is a predicted model, not a curated record. Bases 1 to 1200 code for a protein of 399 amino acids. The transcript is spliced from 2 exons.
AUGUUGAUCUUUCAUUGGCUCUUAGUAACAUUGCUAAAGCGCAAGAAAAACAACAAAUACACUAUGCUAGAAGAAAGACUUGUAGAACCCAACUACACAGAAUAUCCAGACUAUACAUUUGAUUAUGACAAAAUUACAUCACCAUGUGACAAGAGGGAAGUCAGAAACUUCACAAAAGUAUUUUUGCCAAUUGCAUACUCAAUUAUAUGUGUCUUGGGCUUAGUGGGUAACAUCUUUGUAGUAAUGACCUUUGCUUUAUAUAAAAAACCCAAGUCUAUGACAGAUAUAUCUCUCUUCAACAUGGCCAUAGCAGACAUAUUGCUUGUUCUCACUCUUCCAUUCUGGGCAGUGAAUUAUGCUGCUGAAAAAUGGAUCUUUGGUGACUUCAUAUGCAAAAUUACCAGAGGUAUUUAUGCAAUCAACUUCAAUUGUGGUAUGCUGCUCUUGGCCUUUAUCAGUAUGGACCGAUACAUUGCUAUUGUACAGACAACAAAGUCAUUUAAACUUCGGGCUAGAAUGCUAGCAUACAGUAGACUGAUCUGUUUGGCUGUAUGGGUAUCGUCAAUUUUAAUUUCCAGUUCCACUUUCAUAUUCAGUCAAAGCUACAGCCACUCCAUCAAUGAAAUAAACGAGAUUUGUGAACACAGAUCCAAUACUGAGACAAAAGGCGCUACGUUGAAAUUAUUGCUGCAGGGUAUGCAACUUCUAUUUGGAUUUUUUAUCCCUCUGCUGCUUAUGGUAUUUUGCUAUGCAGUCAUUGUCAAAACCUUGGUGAAAGCUCAGAAUUCCAAAAGAAACAAAGCAAUAUGUCUGAUUGUAUUAAUUGUGAUUGUUUUCCUGAUUUGUCAAGUACCAUAUAACAUGGUUCUUCUUGUGACUGCCAUAAAUCUGGGUAAAUUGAAUAAACCGUGUGAUAGUGAAAAGCAAAUAGCCUUUGCGAAGUACAUUACAGAAGCCCUGGCCUUCUUCCAUUGUUGUUUGAACCCAGUGCUCUACGCUUUUAUUGGGGUGAAAUUUAGAAGUUACUUUGUGAAUAUGAUGAAGGAUCUGUGGUGCCCGAGAUACAAGAAAUACAAGACCAAGAGUUCAAGGAUAAGUUCUGAUACCGAUCACUCAAGGCAGACAAGUGAAAUUAUGAGUGACAAUGUGUCAUCCUUUACUAUGUAUUAUGAUGUCAACAUUAUUAUGAAGGAGCUUUGAUUAUAUUCAUCCACCAAUCCAAAUCAAUCUCAUUAUUCAUGUCACAGCUAGUGAUUUUGACUUUCCAACACCCUAAAUAGUAUUUCCUAUGAUCUACAGCACCCUCCAUCAAAACAAUUAACAUAAACAGAAGAAUGGCACGACUAUGGAAAACUCGUAUUAAUCACUGUCUAGCUAAUAUUUAUGCUGUUUUCAAAUACAGGCCCUUAAAAUUCUCCAGAGAGCUAAAUUUAUCAAGCAACUUCCUUGAUUCUAAUGAAAAAUUGCAAGUUUGAUUUGAACAGUGCCUUGGUAUUUUGGUUUUAAAACAGGGGUCAACUCAGCUAUCUCAUAUUAUAACAACAAUUUUAAAAGAAUCAAAAGGGCAAAUUCACCACCAGCCCAACUCCAUUUAUACUUAUGUUAUUAUUCAUUAUUUAUAUUGCAGUAGUGUCUCGAGGUCCUGACUAAGACUGGGACCCCUUUGUGCUAGCAUUGUACAUACACAUAGUAAGAGACAGUCCCCACACCACCGAGCUUGCAUUCUGAAUAGCCAAGACAGAGAGAGAAUGGGAAGGGACAUGCUCAAGGUCACAUAACAAGUCUGUGGUAGAAUGGUCUCCUGAGUCCCCGUGCAGUCCAGUGCCCUAACUACUGACUGCUGCCUCCCUAUAUAGUUGUGCCUUCUAAUGUCAGCACUGAAUUGUCCAG